Plasmodium vivax (malaria parasite P. vivax) is the source of this 1557-nucleotide messenger RNA. RefSeq names its product coatomer delta subunit, putative. Gene Ontology annotation, biological process: Golgi localization; endoplasmic reticulum to Golgi vesicle-mediated transport; retrograde vesicle-mediated transport, Golgi to endoplasmic reticulum. Bases 1 to 1557 code for a protein of 518 amino acids. The transcript has a single exon. Lineage: Eukaryota; Apicomplexa; Aconoidasida; Haemosporida; Plasmodiidae. Gene Ontology annotation, cellular component: COPI vesicle coat; cytosol. The record is from RefSeq and is a predicted model, not a curated record.
AUGACCGUGUUAAGCGCAGCCAUAAGCACGAAGAGCAAAAUCUUAGUUUCGCGGCAGUUCCAGAACAUCAGCAAAUGUGACUUGGACUCGCUGACCAUCCCGUUCCACAACCUAAUCGAGCGGGAGAGGAGCGACCACACUUAUAUAGAAACGGACAAAGUGAGGUACGUAUACCAGCCGCUGGAUAGCAUUUACAUCUUCCUAAUAACCAAUAUAAAUUCGAACAUUAUAGAAGAUUUAGAAAUAAUUAAAGUGCUCAGUCAAAUUAUACAGGACCUAUGUCAGGGUAACAUUAACGAAAGUACAAUUUUGAAGAAGUGCUUUACCAUCAUAUUUUACAUCGACGAAUUGAUCAAAAAUGGAGUGCGAGAGAUAGUGAACAGUAACCAGAUAAAGACCUACAUCGAAAUGGAAUCUCAUGAGGAGAAAUUGCAGACCAUCAUUAGGGAGAAUAAGGAGAAGGAGGAGAAGGAGAGGAGGAAGUUUAUCGCGUCCAAGCUGGAGAAGAAUAGGCAGAAGCAGGGCAAGGCGGGCAGCAACAGUUUUCUCUCCAACGAGGUCCUCUCGAACGCGGACUACGGCGCGGGUUACGGAGCGGGUUACGGCGCGGGAUACAACACCAGCUCGGGCUACGGCGCAAACUACAACGCAAACUACAACGCCAACGCGAUGGACCACUUUCUGUACAAAACGGAGGAGCCCAGCGAGGGCAUCCUGGACGAGGGCUUCAACGCAUAUAGAGGCAUGCAGCUCUCCAGCAAAAAGGAGCAAGUGAAAAUCCUAAACGUAGUCGACAGCAGCAAAACGAUCAACAAGCCGAACAUCAAUGUGAAUGCCCUCUUUGAUAAACCCAUCAACAUAGUAAUAAAUGAAAAUGUUAUUUGUACCCUAAGCUCGGAAGGAACCCUCUGCGAUUUGGACAUCCAGGGAACCUUCAACAUGCAAAUAAAUAAUCACAAGUACUCAAAAGUUAUCCUACAAUUGGAUAACGAAUAUGCAGACAAGGCCAAAAUACACCCCAUAUUAGACAAAGGCAAGUAUAAUUCAAAUGUACUGGAAUUAAAAGAUAAGGGGAAAAAUUUCCGUAUUAAUACAAUUUACCCUUUACUCAAGUGGAAAAUAAAUCACCUGAACGAUUCAUACAUUCCACUGAACAUCAGCUGUUGGCCAUGUGAAGAUAAUGAAAGUACUCUCCUAAGUUUAGAAAUCGAAAAUAAAAGAAAAAAUGCUGAGGAUGUGAUAUACGAUUUGAACGUCAAUUUGAUGUGCCCUUCUUCUAGUAAGCCACAGAUUAUGAGCAAAGAUAAAGGCAUUAUUGAACAUGAUGGUAUUCUUCUCGCUUGGAAGGUAGAUGCUCUGAAGAGCAACCAGAACUGCCAAAUUGAAAUUUCCAUUCAGUCCAAGCCGGAGAGCGUCUUCCCCUUUUCUGUGGAGGCCAAAUCGAACAUACUGGCGCACAAGCUGAACGUCUUGAAGGUCUUUGACGAGGAUACACAAGAGGAUAUUGAGUACGAAAUUAAGAGGAAUAUUACUUACCUCUUCACCAUCAAUAAGUAG